AUCACUGGCUGCCAUGGCCACUACCCGUAGGCUUUUGUCAUUUCCGAGCAUCCCCUGAAGCGCUCUUUUUCCUCAUCCAGCAUCCAGACAUCGCGUCUCUCUCGGCGUGUUUACCCGUGCCACGGUGCUCCGCUUCCCGCUGGCAUGUCCGCCCUGCCCACCUGGAACCUGGAGGUUUUCUUUCAAGCCUUCUGGCUGCUCUGGCUGGGCUGUUUUCCUGGAGAUGAUGCGCAGAUGGUUUCUCCAUGUGUUUAGGUUGUGGAGCACCCCCCUACUCCUCCUCCUCAUCAUCAUCAUCCCAUCUCGAGUGGAGCUCCAUGUCCGGCUUCUUUUGUCAACAUGUCCCCAGCAUCGGCUGCAGCGGCCAGUGAAAGCACCACCACCAGUAUCGCCCCUGAAGAGGACUUGGACAACAGUCCCAGAGCUGAGCAGCAGCCUCAGAAACAGUCCCUGCUGAAGUCUUUGUGUCAGGAGACCCACUGGAAAUGUCUGCUGCUGUCCCUGCUCAUGUACGGCUGUGUGGGGGCCAUGGCUUGGUGCCAGAUGACCACCGUGACACGCCUCUCGUUCGACAGCGCCUACAAGGGCAAGUCCAUGAUGUACCACGACAGUCCCUGCUCCAAUGGCUACAUCUACAUCCCCAUGGCGUUCCUGGUCAUGCUCUACGUGGUCUACCUGGUGGAGUGCUGGCAUUGCUACACCAGGAGUCAACUGCAGUACAAAGUGGACGUGGACAACGUGGCCGAGCGCAUCCAGAGAAUGAAGCAGGCCACGCCGUGCAUCUGGUGGAAGGCUAUCAGCUACCACUACGUGAGGAGGACGCGGCAGGUGACACGCUACCGUAACGGCGACGCGUACACCACCACGCAGGUCUACCACGAGAGAGUCAACACGCAUGUAGCUGAGGCCGAGUUUGACUAUGGGAACUGCGGCGUCAAGGACAUCUCCAAGCACCUGCAGGGCAUGGAAUGCUUCCCGAUGACUAAGCUAAGGUUCACAAAGUGCUUCAGCUUUGCUAACGUGGAAUCGGAGAACUCUUACCUGACCCAGAGGGCCAGGUUCUUCACCGAGAAUGAAGGUUUGGAUGACUACAUGGAGGCCCGUGAAGGGAUGCACCUGAAGAAUGUAGACUUUAAGGAAUACAUGAUUGCCUUCUCAGAUCCGGAUCACCUUCCUUGGUAUGGAGCACAUUCCACCUUCUGGGCAGCAGCCGCUUUGACUCUGUCCUGGCCUUUACGGGUGGUGAGCGAGUACCGAACCGCAUGCGUCCACUACCACGUGGAGAAGCUCUUCGGCUUCGACUAUGUGCCGGUGACGCCUUCGGAGGAGCGUCCUUACUGCAGACACAUCCCACGCGUCAACACCAUCGACAGCACAGAGCUGGAGUGGCACAUCCGCUCCAACCAACAACUGGUCCCCAGCUACUCCGAAGCGGUUCUCAUGGACUUGGCUCAGAUCUCGGGCAGCUGCAAUAACUACUCGGUUUGCCGGCGCUACGGCAGCUACAGACAGAACUGCCAGCGGUGCCAGCGCGCCAUCAGCAGCUCCUCCAUUUUCUCACGCAGCGCACUGAGCAUCUGCAACACGGCGAGCCCUCGCCUCCCAUUCAGCGCCAGCCGCUUCUCGUUGGGGCGGCUCUACGGCUCCAGGCGGAGCUGCCCGUGGAGGAGCAGCGGGAGCCUGAACGAGCCCAGCCGGCCCACAGAGAGCACGCGCUGCCUGUCAGGCCAGCCGGACACGGCGGAGAGCCCUCCGGCUUAUCAAGACGCGCUCUACUUUCCCGUACUCAUUGUACAUAACAAUGAAGGCUGCCUCAACCACGACCAUCGUUCUCUGCACAGGAACGGAUCCUGUGUGGAAACAUCUCUGUGAUUUUUGAUGGUGGACAUGUUGGAUGAGGCAGACCUCAAAACGAGACAGUCAGGGGACGCAAAUAUGAUGUGAUUGUUGCACAGAAUACACUGUGGCUUUCAAUACCUUUAAAGUUCUUUUAUCGACACUGUGUGUUACACCCCCAAACGUAAUAACUGCCCACAAACGUAAUACAAAUCUGCAGCUUUGAAUGUAAUAAACUUCCCACAAACGUAAUAAAAUUUGCCUAAUGCAAACGUAAUACUGAAUUUUACAUAUGUGGAAAAGUGAAAACCUGUAAAUGUAAUAACUUCCCACAAAUGUAAUAUGAGACAAAAUAAUGUUGUUUGUUCUUUCUUCUUUUAAUGAGGGAGAAGGUGUAGAUGUCAUUUUGAGGAUUUUAACAAGAUCAUUCUUUUUUUCCUUUUUUUUGUGGAAAAAAUAUUAUUCAAAGAGUAUCAUUUGAAUACAUUAAAACAGGGGUCUCAAACUCAAUUUACUUGGGGGCCACUGGAGCUCGGGUCUGGGUGAGACUGGGCCGCAUCAGGUUUUCUUAAAAAAAACAAAAAAAACGCAUUUAUUAAAAAAAAAACUUCGUUUUGGUUCCAAUUUUCUACAAUAAAAGCUCUGAUAAAACAUUCCACUGUUCUCAAAAAUCUUACUUUUUAUUUUUCCGCACAAAAUAAGAUGAAAAAUAAAUAAAUCAAGAAUAAAGAAAAUCAAUCAAUAAGUAAGAAAUAAAUAAAUAUAAUAAUAAUAAUAAAACGGUAAAUAAUAAAAACUUAAGAAACCACAUAUAGUUGGUCGGUAGACAAAAUUAUUUUUUUCAGAUUAAAAUGAACAAAACAUUAUUAGAGCCCUGUAGACAUGACAAAACACGACUAUAGUCACAUUUAUACUCUUUUUAUUUACAACAUGUUGCGCAACUGCAGGGUCUUGAGACACAUGCUAACUCGCAAACGAGAGAGCUAGCGACCUAAACGAUAGCCUUCAAGUUAUUUCCUUUAAACUUAAAUAGCCAAAAACUUACCACUUCCACACGCAUAGGGAGGAUAACUAUUAACAGUUAUUUAACCUUUAACAUGAACAUUAAUCAAACGUAAUAAUUUUUCUGGGUACAUGAUACCAUACAGCAUCCAUAUCAAACUUGCGCGGGCCGCACUAACAUUAAACUUCCAUAUCAAGGAGGGGGCCUCCGCGUGUUUCAGACCCCUGCAUUAAAGGAAUGUUUAAUUAUUAAAUUAUAAUGUAUUUUAAAUUAAAAAAGGUAACAUAAUUGUGAUAAUUGCUUUAAUAAAUUAUUAUUAUUACAUUUUAUUAUUUCUUUUGAUUCAUUUAUUUCCAUUUUUAUUUAUUUCUUCCCCAUAUACACACAAAAUCACACAUACAAUAAUAUACUGUAACUAAAACGCACAUGUACGCCCACAAACAAAAUGGAAUAAUUUCCUACAAAUGUAAUAGUUAUUACAUUUGUAGGAAAUUCAAUAUUACGUUUGCAGUGGGCAAAUUUAUUACAUUUGCAUUCAAAGCUGCAGAUUUGUAUUACGUUUGUGGUUUAUUACGUUUGCGGGCAGUUAUUACGUUUGCGGGUGUAACACUGUGUUGGUAAAGAAACAACUACCAACACACGGGGCAGUCUUACCGUUUCGAUUUUUCACAGGGAAUACUGUGGAACAUCCAUAUAUAAUCUGUUCUUUCCCUCUGCUGCCAUAGUUCAACCUUUAAUAAAUGUACAGGGAUUUUUUUAACGUUACAUUUUUACCGGCAAGUUAACCACUCUUCGUAUUAAAAUGUAUUUAAAUGUGAGUCCAGUACUCGUACAGUUUGGGGGAAUAAAAAUGUCACAAAAAAGCCAAAGAAAAACCAAAAAUGUCCAAGCAUAUUGUCAAAUUCACCUGUACAUUGUUGCGUACGUGUUCCACAGUGGAUGAAAACACCCAAGUCUUCAUCCACGUAUAGUACACGGCAAUGGACAGGCGACAGCACGGAGUCAUGUACUUUGUUUCCAGGAGGCAUUUUUGUAACGUAUUACUCUUUUGAGCGCAUAUUGUUUUGAAAAUGAAAUUCAACCAGUGGUGGAAAAGUCAUGCAACUUCAUGUUAAAACAUUUGAACGAUACCUUUAAGAGGAUAACCAAAAAAAGGGGACUACUUCACAUAUUUUGAUACUACUUUUCAUAAACUGAAAAAUAUUUGUGUGCUUACCUUUAAUUUGUAUAAUAAGUGCAUGCUUAUGCUUUCUCUAGGAAAGAUUCUGAUUUUGGUAUAUACUUUGGGUAUAUAAUCCUCCAUCUUGGCAGUCAAAUUCAUUCAUUCAUUCAUUAAGCAGAGCAUAAAAACACAUUGCACAGCUAGCUAGCGCUAGCUCACACUAGACAUUACACAGGCUUUCUGCAACAUUAUAUUAUUGAAGAAGCUGGGAUGCCAUUGUACAGAGUUGUAACAACAAACAGUCCCAUUAUAAUGUGAAUGAGAGUCAGCGGGUGGUGCCAAAUUUAUCUAUGGCAGUCUAAAUUCAUUUGUGGCGAGCCCCCAAUGCAAGGGAACUAAUAUAUUUUUUAAAACUUGAUUGUAGAUAUUAAGCUGUACAAAUACGAAGAAAAACAUUCAGUUAGCAUCAUGAAAUAAUGACAUGAAUGAGGAAAGUUGAAAAAAAUAUGGCCUACAUUUCAGGUAUUGAUAUGUCUCAUGUAGUAGACAUUUUUAAAGAGCUGCCUGAUAAAGAUGCUGAACUAUCGGUUUGCGAUGACAUUAUACUUCCUGGCUAGGUAAAUAUAGCAACACGGAUUAUUAAUAAUUCAGUGGAGGAGUGCUAAAGGACACAUGCACUACCAGCAUUUCCUCAAGGCUUUCACACUGACUGUAAACUGUCAUUUUGUACAAAUACCAACCAAGAAAUAAUAACUACUUUAUUUUCAAGCUGUUACUUUUUAAUACUAUUUCUUUUGCAACUACCUCUCUAAGGAAGUGCUUAAAAACUCUUGCUGUUACCGCCGAACAAACAUCUUGUCCUCGAUUUCAAAUGUAGUACAUCAUGUCUCCUUUAAAUGGUUUUGAAUACAAUCAUGGAUUUGGUGUAAUUUAGCCGCGGUAUAGCUGGAUGCUGCUUCUGCUGCUCCAGCUGCUGAUGCAUAUCAGACAGACAAGCGGAGAGUUGGCUCUCAAAGACGCUGAAAAUAGGCGGAGGCCUGCGUUGACUGCUGAUAGUGUCACAUGUAAUAAUACCAGAAGAUGGCUUUUAAAGAAGUGAAAGAACACUCGUCUCUACCGCGGAGUGGAUGUCCGUGUAUGUUCAGGAAAAUCAGGAGUACUGCAACUUUAGAGACAGAUAUGCAGUAGGACAGCGCCUUUAAAAUGAACUUAGUUCUAAAAGUAGAAGCCGACAGAACAAUUUUGUUAUUUCCUCAUUCAGUGUGAAGUAUCCUUAUUAACCUAUGAUAAAACAGGAAGGAAUUUGGCUGAAAAAUGUAUAUUAUGUUACAAUUUAGCACAUUUCAGCAACCAAGGUACAAUAACGUGGAUAUAGUACUUUGGAGAAGUCAGUGUACAGCUUGUGAUUCAACACACCAUACCAUUCAUUCAUUCAUUCAUUUUCUACUGCUUUUUCCUCAUGAAGGUUGCGGGGGUGCUGGAGCCUAUCCCAGCUGUCUUUGGGUGAGAGGCGGGGUACACCCUGGACUGGUGGCCAGCCAAUCACAGGGCACAUAUAGACAAACGACCAUUCACACUCACAUUGAUACCUAUGAACAAUUUGGAGUGGCCAAUUAACCUAGCAUGUUUUUGGAAUGUGGGAGGAAACCGGAGUACCCGGAGAAAACCCACGGGGAGAACAUGCAAACUACACAGAGAGAUAGCCGAGGGUGGAAUUGAACCCUGGUCUCCUAGCUGUAAGGUCUGCGUGCUAACCACUAGACUGCCGUGCCGCCCACAGAUAAGAUAAUAACCCGAAAUAAUAAUUGCAAUAUAGCUGAUCACGGUAUAGUAAAAAUACUAAGGGUAAAUACAACCAAAAUAAAACAAAACUACUCACCCUUGUUGCAUUGUCCACACCACACCAUUAUUGUCUAAAUAGCUGGAAACGUGUGUGAGUACCAAGGUAAUUGUGCCUGUAGCAUCAUGUUCUGGGGCUGCAUGAGUGCUGCCGGUGCCAGGGAGUUGCGAUUCAUGAAUUUCAAAAUGUACGGUGACAUUCUGAAGCACAGCAUGGAGCCCCUCCCUUCGGGAAACUGCAUUGUACAUUUGUACAUGUACACUGUAAGGUGUGCACACUUUAUUCCAGCUAUUUAGAGAAUAAUAACAAUGUGUUAUGAUGAGUUAAUGAGUUGAUU
Molecule: messenger RNA, 6178 nt
Organism: Doryrhamphus excisus (bluestripe pipefish)
Lineage: Eukaryota; Metazoa; Chordata; Actinopteri; Syngnathiformes; Syngnathidae
Gene: tmem151ba
Product: transmembrane protein 151Ba
Source: RefSeq, a predicted model, not a curated record